Messenger RNA from Tarenaya hassleriana, 1394 nucleotides. Its product is annotated as transcription factor bHLH113-like. The record is from RefSeq and is a predicted model, not a curated record. NCBI's taxonomy places the organism in Eukaryota, Viridiplantae, Streptophyta, Magnoliopsida, Brassicales, Cleomaceae. Gene Ontology annotation, cellular component: nucleus. The coding region runs from base 637 to 1113 and encodes 158 amino acids. Gene Ontology annotation, molecular function: DNA-binding transcription factor activity, RNA polymerase II-specific; protein dimerization activity; RNA polymerase II cis-regulatory region sequence-specific DNA binding. The transcript has 5 exons. Gene Ontology annotation, biological process: regulation of transcription by RNA polymerase II.
CCAACGUUUCUUUUGAUUCCCCUUAAUCUUUGCUAAUUUUAGUUGUUUAUUGCAUACUCUCUUCGUUUAUUGAUAUCCAUACAACUCAUUCGUAACUUAUUUUGCGACUUAAUCCAUUAACCCUUUAGUUAUUUAUGUAAAUUAUACAUCUUUAAUCUGCUGAUUAUAUUAUAUAUAAUACUUAAUCUUGAGGUUAGGGUGUAUAAUCUAGCAGGGAUGAUUGCAUACUUAAUCUUGAGGUUAGCUGAUAAUGUGUUGAGACAUUUAAAUAAUCCCUGUUGUGAUGUGAAAUGAAGGGCUAAAACCUCUGACCAUGACCCCCUGCCAACUGCUUUGACUGUGCUUUGGCGGCUAAUAUUAUUAUAACCCAUUGCUCCGUUUUCUAAUGCACGGGUUUUUGCCCAAACCCAUAUUUGAUUCCAAUGUCAUUACUCUUUUGCAUUCAUACAUAAGAUCACUGGUAGUAUCAUUGAACGUUUAAUGUUUAAAAAAAUUGAUUUUUUUUUCCGGUUCGCUGUUACUUUUGAUUUGGGCCUAACACUGUAUCUAAGCCGUGAAAGCUUCUUGCGUUGUCUUCUGUCGUGUCUGUCUGUGAUAAUCUUGAAUGUGUCUUGAGGUUUUGUUUUCCGACAAGGCAUGGAAAUCUCUAGAGAAGCGGGAAUGGUGAUGGAAAAUAAACGGAGUCUCUGCUCUCUUGAAGAAAGCAGCCUCGGUUCUCUUUCACCUAAACGCCACAGAUCCGAUCUCUCCUUUUCCUCAAAGGAGAGGAAGGACAGGGUGGGAGAACGUAUAUCAGCUCUUCAACAGAUAGUUUCCCCUUAUGGAAAGACGGAUACAGCAUCGGUUCUUCUGGAGGCAAUGCAGUACAUACAGUUUCUUCAUGAACAAGUCAAGGUGCUAAGUGCUCCAUAUCUACUGACUAACCCAGAAGCCAGAGUUCACGAGGAGAUGGAGCAUUAUUACAGCUUGAGAAACAGAGGCUUAUGCCUUGUCCCGAUCUCGUAUACAUCAGGAGUUUCUCAAAGCAACGGGGCUGAUAUCUGGGCGCCUGUCAAGACUCCUCCUCCUCCUCCAGCUUUCGGCCUCAGGUCUCACCCACCACCCUUCCAAUGAUAGAUUUCUUACCCAUAACAUCGAAUUCUACAGAUCUUUGACAAAGUGUAAGCGUUUCAACGGUAGCACCUGUAGCAUAUACAGAUCAAGAUUUGAAGAUCAGUUCAGGACAGCUAACUGUUUUUCUUAUGAGUGAUGGCUGUUCUGUUACUUCUACAUGCCUAAUUGCUUGAUGGGUGAUGCAUCCCUACUUCCUGAACUUGUAUACUAUUCACAAAAUGUAAGUUUAGCUAACUUUUCGCCGUCGUUUCAUGGAGAAAUUGUGAAAAAGUUUCUUCCUU